Messenger RNA from Vicia villosa (hairy vetch), 1018 nucleotides. Its product is annotated as superoxide dismutase [Mn], mitochondrial. The transcript has 6 exons. NCBI's taxonomy places the organism in Eukaryota, Viridiplantae, Streptophyta, Magnoliopsida, Fabales, Fabaceae. Gene Ontology annotation, cellular component: mitochondrion. Gene Ontology annotation, biological process: superoxide metabolic process. The record is from RefSeq and is a predicted model, not a curated record. The coding region runs from base 92 to 814 and encodes 240 amino acids. Gene Ontology annotation, molecular function: metal ion binding; superoxide dismutase activity.
AUUUAUAUAGUCCACUCAACUCCAUCUGCAAAUUACCGAAUCCAUCACUCUAGACUUCUUCCAGAAUCUGCAUUCUCAUUUCUCUCCAUCCAUGGCCGCUCGAACCCUACUCUGCAGAAAAACCCUAUCCUCCGUCCUCCGCAACGAUGCAAAACCAAUCGGAGCAGCCAUAGCCGCCGCAUCAACUCAAUCCCGCGGUUUGCAUGUCUUCACGCUACCGGAUCUCGCUUACGACUACGGCGCUUUGGAGCCUGUCAUUAGCGGAGAAAUCAUGCAAAUCCACCAUCAGAAACAUCACCAGACUUAUAUUACCAAUUACAACAAAGCUCUUGAGCAGCUUCACGAUGCCGUUGGUAAAGCUGAUCCAUCUACCACCGUUAAGCUCCAGAAUGCCAUCAAAUUCAACGGCGGAGGUCAUAUCAACCAUUCCAUUUUCUGGAAAAAUCUGGCUCCUGUUCGUGAAGGAGGUGGUGAACCACCAAAGGAAUCUCUGGGCUGGGCCAUUGACACAAACUUUGGAUCUCUUGAAGCAUUGAUUCAAAAGAUUAAUGCUGAAGGUGCAGCUCUUCAGGGCUCUGGAUGGGUGUGGCUUGGUCUCGACAAAGAGUUGAAGAGGCUUGUGGUUGAAACCACUGCAAACCAGGACCCAUUGGUCACUAAAGGAGCAAGUUUGGUUCCAUUGCUUGGUAUAGAUGUUUGGGAACAUGCCUACUACUUACAGUACAAGAAUGUUAGACCAGACUAUUUGAAGAACAUUUGGAAAGUUAUUAACUGGAAACAUGCCAGUGAAGUAUAUGAGAAAGAGAGCUCUUAAUCUGAAGUGCUGCUUGGUGUGAAACUUGGGACAACAGGUUUGCAGCUUGUUUGGAGAUGGAAUAAAAUAAUGUGAAGUGAUAGAUAAGACCUUCCUUUAAUGUACUUACACUUUAGAACUUCGAGCAAUAUAUGGCCGCAAUAACCUUAACCUUUUUGCUUCUGGGAUGUACUCCUUUUGCUUGAAUGAGAGUCUUAUGUGAAA